Sorex fumeus (smoky shrew) is the source of this 1620-nucleotide messenger RNA. RefSeq names its product toll interacting protein (gene TOLLIP). Gene Ontology annotation, biological process: ubiquitin-dependent protein catabolic process. Gene Ontology annotation, molecular function: ubiquitin conjugating enzyme binding; ubiquitin binding. Bases 136 to 960 code for a protein of 274 amino acids. The record is from RefSeq and is a predicted model, not a curated record. Lineage: Eukaryota; Metazoa; Chordata; Mammalia; Eulipotyphla; Soricidae. The transcript has 6 exons. Gene Ontology annotation, cellular component: cytoplasm.
GGCCCGCGGGCGCCUGCGCGGAGAGCGGAGCCGGACGGGCGGGCCGUCAGCUGACUGUGGCGCGGCGCUUCCGCGGGCGCAACCGGUGGCGUCGCGACUCCCGGCGUCGGCUCCCCGGGGCGAGGCGCGGGCACGAUGGCGACCACCGUCAGCACGCAGCGCGGGCCGGUGUACAUUGGCGAGCUCCCACAGGACUUCCUGCGCAUCGCACCCACACAGCAGCAGGAGCAGAUCCGGCUGGAUGCACAGGCAGCCCAGCAGCUUCAGUUUGGGGGCGCCGUGGGCACCGUGGGCCGGCUCAGCAUCACUGUGGUACAGGCUAAAUUGGCGAAGAAUUAUGGCAUGACCCGCAUGGACCCGUACUGCCGCCUGCGCCUGGGCUAUGCUGUGUAUGAGACACCCACAGCUCACAACGGGGCCAGGAACCCGCGCUGGAACAAGGUCAUCCAGUGCACGGUGCCCCCGGGCGUGGACUCCUUCUACCUAGAAGUCUUCGAUGAGCGAGCCUUCUCCAUGGACGAUCGCAUCGCCUGGACGCACAUCACCAUCCCUGAGAGCCUGAAGCAGGGCAAAGUGGAGGAUGAGUGGUAUAGCCUGAGCGGGCGGCAGGGUGACGACAAGGAGGGCAUGAUCAACCUGGUCAUGUCCUACACGUCACUGCCCGCUGCCAUGAUGAUGCCACCGCAGCCUGUUGUGCUGAUGCCCACCGUGUACCAGCAGGGCGUCGGCUACGUGCCCAUCACAGGGAUGCCCGCUGUGUGUGGCCCUGGCAUGGUGCCCAUGGCCGUGCCCCCCACAGCCCUGAGUGCACAGCCCCGCUGCCAGGAGGAGGACCUGAAGGCCAUCCAGGACAUGUUCCCCAACAUGGACCGGGAGGUGAUCCGCUCCGUGCUGGAGGCGCAGAGAGGGAACAGAGACGCGGCCAUCAACUCUCUGCUGCAGAUGGGCGAAGACUCCUAGGACUGUGGCCCUUCCUGACUUGCCUGGCCCACCCGUGUCAGAUGCAUGUGGUUCCCAUGCCUGCCAACUGCUCAUGAUGGGGCUGGAGCCCAACGGGCCAUCCUCCCGGUAUGCUGAUGGCACGCAAUCCUUUGCCAUAAUGGGGUUGUCCUACUAAUCCAGGCACGUCCAUUACCUUCUGUAGGGGUCAUUCUGGAACCUUCCCACUGAAAAUCUGCAUCCUUCCCUGGGCAUUCUUUGUGGGCUAGGCUCCUUGUUGCCUGCCCCAGCCAGAGGCGACCCUCUAAAUGGCGGGUGAGGGCGCUGCUCUCUCCCUGUCGUUUUUGGGUCCCAGGGGCGCUUACGGCUCCUGCGUUCGUGUGGCACGGUCUAAGCUUGGGGUGUGAGUGUACCUGCAGGCUUCGCGUUCUAAAGGGUGAUUAGAACUGUCCUCUCAUGGCUGGGGUGAUGGAAUCUGUCCCGGGUGCUGGGUGUGGGUCCAUGCCGUCAUUUGCCUGUCUGUAGGGAGAGACUGUGCCUACCCCUGGACGUUCCUGUUGGCUCUACUCACGGGCAGGGGUGGGGUAGGGACGGGCUGGGAGAUAAUCCAGUGCCAGUGACAGGUCUGAGCCACUCCCCAAGCGAUGCACUUUAUAAACAAACAAGCCCACGUUGAAAACU